Molecule: messenger RNA, 885 nt
Organism: Coffea eugenioides
Lineage: Eukaryota; Viridiplantae; Streptophyta; Magnoliopsida; Gentianales; Rubiaceae
Product: protein CURVATURE THYLAKOID 1B, chloroplastic
Exons: 6
Coding region: 164-682 (172 amino acids)
Cellular component (GO): thylakoid; chloroplast thylakoid membrane
Source: RefSeq, a predicted model, not a curated record
CUAGGCGGAGGAAAAUAUCAGACCCGCCAAUCCCCAUUGAGUGAAUUUCCGGAGGUGAAGGGGGGUGGAGGAAUAAAGCAUCAACAAAAAGCAUCCUCUAAGCUCUCUCAAGUUCAUUCUUCUCUCGUCCGAGUCUCGAGGGGUUGAUCAGAGGGAAGAAGCAAUGGCCUCAACUACCACUUCCACCCCACUUUCUCUCUCCGCUUCUUCCACCCUCAUCGAAGCCAAGGCUUCUCGCCAGCCAUCAAAUCCGGCAUCCCAAUGUGUGACCUUACCCGCACUGGCUCCGCCUCUUCAGUCUCAAUGUCGCGCUGCAAAGACAACUGCCUAUUGCAGAAAGAUUGCCCGGAAUGUUGUGGCUAUGGCUACCGGAGAGGCACCAUCUGAGGUUGCAGCCACUGAGCUUCCGGAAAUUGUCAAAACAAUCCAAGAAGCUUGGGACAAGGUUGAAGACAAGUAUGCUGUCAGUUCUCUGGCGUUAGCUCUCCUUGUUGCGCUUUGCGGAUCCACUGGAUUGGUUUCGGCAAUUGACAGGCUUCCAUUGAUUCCCGGUGUACUUGAGCUUGUGGGCAUCGGUUACACUACUUAUUUCGUGUACAAAAACCUCGUUUUUAAGCCAGACAGGGAAGCCCUGGUUAAAAAGAUCAAAGACACCUACGAGGACAUAAUUGGGACCAGCUGAAAGUACACUGGAGUAGAAAGAUGCUAAUGGAGGGGUUUAUUCAGACUCCAUUGAUCUUCUCUUUUAUCUUGCUGUAUAUUGUAAUCCUUCCUCUUUUUGUUACUCUGAAAUUUUUAAACCCAUUUAGCUCUGUAAGUGAACAUAAUCUUUCUUUUUCUGUUAGCACAUCUAACCUUGAGUCAAAAUGAUUUUAAUGGGCUACA